This is a messenger RNA of Lottia gigantea (owl limpet), 504 nucleotides long. RefSeq lists its product as hypothetical. The record is from RefSeq and is a predicted model, not a curated record. Bases 1 to 504 code for a protein of 167 amino acids. The transcript is spliced from 2 exons. Lineage: Eukaryota; Metazoa; Mollusca; Gastropoda; Lottiidae.
AUGUUGAAUAUUCAAGUUGGUAUGUUGAAUAUUCAAGUUGGUAUCUUGAAUUUUCAAGUUAGUAUCUUGAAUUUUCAAGUUAGUAUGUUGAAUAUUCAAGUUGGUAACUUGAAUUUUCAAGUUAGUAUCUUGAAUUUUCAAGCUAGUAUGUUGAAUUUUCAAGCCAGUAUGUUGAAUUUUCAAGUUAGUAUGUUGAAUUUUCAAGUUGGUAUUUUGAAUUUUCAAGUUAGUAUUUUGAAUUUUCAAGUUAGUAACUUGAAUUUUCAAGCUAGUAUCUUGAAUUUUCAAGUUAGUAUGUUCAAGUUAGUAUUUAGUAUCUUGAAUUUUCAAGUUAGUAUGUUGAAUAUUCAAGUUGGUAACUUGAAUUUUCAAGUUAGUAUCUUGAAUUUUCAAGUUAGUAUCUUGAAUUUUCAAGCUAGUAUGUUGAAUUUUCAAGUUAGUAUGUUGAAUUUUCAAGCUAGUAUGUUGAAUUUUCAAGUUAGUAUGUUGAAUUUAGUAACUUGA